AUGGAUUGUGUACCAUACCAGAGGUGUUUUAUGCAACUUGCAUACAUACUACUGAUAUGGAAUGCUGACACCCUUGGUCAACCUCUGAAAGGCAAAGAACAAAUAUUCCCUCAAGGCUUGCAUGAGAUGGAGGAUUUCACAGAGCAGGUUGAUCUGAGGAGUCAAUUUGGGACUGGCUUUGAAUUUGGUGAUUCAUUUUGUGAUUCAGAAAGAAGAUUGAAUGGAAAACCCACUUUGAGAUUUUUAUUCCAACAGGAAGAUAGAGAAAACACCCAAAAAGAAAAAUUACGAAAGGAAAAUGAGGCAAUGCAAAAACUUUACAAUAAACUUAUGAACCCUUCAGAUCAUUUCUCGCCAGCAACAUAUGAUCUGCCAAGUCCGAGGAAGAAGGCCACUAGAAAACUGAAAUGGAGUCAAAUUGAGAAACUCAAGCCCAAUGAGCUUAUAGAUUAUAUAUCAAACUUCAAUAAGCAAGUCAAAUUGAGUAAAUAUGAAUGGGAGAAGGCAGAAGAUGCUGAAAGGUUUUCUGAGGAAUCACUAUAUCAACCAGCUGUAACAAGAUUUUUAAAAACAAUCAGAAAGGGAGAUAGACCAAUUGCCUUGACAAAUAAAUUGAAACAGAUAAGAGAAUCAACAAAAAGUAUUUCACCACCAACCAUAGAUGACACAAUACUAGAUCGAUUGGUUUUAAGAAGAUUUAUAAAGGAUCAGGGAUUAUCACUUGAUGAAGUAGAUAAAGCUCAUCAGUAUUCAAAAUCACUACAACAAGAUGCAUUUGAAUAUGCAAACAAACAUAUCACCAGUGGUAAGCAAUCAAGUAUCUAA
Melampsora larici-populina 98AG31 is the source of this 825-nucleotide messenger RNA. RefSeq lists its product as uncharacterized. Lineage: Eukaryota; Fungi; Basidiomycota; Pucciniomycetes; Pucciniales; Melampsoraceae. The transcript is spliced from 2 exons. Bases 1 to 825 code for a protein of 274 amino acids. The record is from RefSeq and is a predicted model, not a curated record.